CCCAGUGAGUUGAGGAAUUACAUGAAGUUUUUGUGAACGUUUGAUCUCUGCAGACGAUGCUGGUAUCCCAAAAGCAUGUGCAGGCCGUUGCUGUCAUGGUUCUUGUCGUCUUCACAGUCGGUCACUGUCAGGAGAAUGAAAGCAGGCGAGCGGUAACGGAGCACCAGCUGAUGCAUGACCGUGGCAGGACCAUCCAGAGCCUGAAGAGACUCAUCUGGUUGUCCAGUGCCAUGGAGGGUCUCCACACUGCCCAGACCCGCUCCUCCUCCCUGUUGCCCCCCACCGUACUCAACCCCAUGCGGGGCCACACCCCGGGCCUCUCCCCUGCCCUCAAACCACACUCUGCUGGCUUACAAUCUGGGGACCACAAGGGGUCACUGGAGAGACUUAUGAAAAACUUCUUCAGCCCCAACCUCAUGGACCUGUCUGAGGGGGAACCAUAGACCCCGCAACUAA
Oncorhynchus masou masou (cherry salmon) is the source of this 456-nucleotide messenger RNA. It is a transcript of the gene pth4, whose product is annotated as parathyroid hormone 4. Gene Ontology annotation, biological process: bone mineralization. Lineage: Eukaryota; Metazoa; Chordata; Actinopteri; Salmoniformes; Salmonidae. The coding region runs from base 57 to 443 and encodes 128 amino acids. Gene Ontology annotation, cellular component: extracellular region. Gene Ontology annotation, molecular function: hormone activity. The record is from RefSeq and is a predicted model, not a curated record. The transcript has 2 exons.